AGACAUUCGUCCAUGUAGAAGCCGUGUUCUGAAGAUUGCGUCCUUGUCGCUGUCCGCGAGUGUGUUGUGUGUUGGAUUUAGCAACGUUUGUUCGAAACGAUGACGCACAAUCUCGUUUGCGUUCGGCGAAUUUUCGCAUCUAUCAUUCAAACGAAAUCAUUAGGUAGAUUACAAGAACAGCGACGCUCGUUCACGGCUUCGUCUUUCCUUGCCGCUCGGCUUUUCACCCCAAAGCACGAAUGGGUCGAUAUAGACGGGAAAAUUGGUACCGUGGGAAUUUCGGAUCACGCUCAACAGUCUCUAGGAGACAUUGUUUACUGUCAGUUGCCGAAUGCAGGCCAAGAGUUGAGCCAAUCUGGUGAAUGCGGUGCCUUAGAAAGCGUUAAAGCCGCUAGUGAAGUUUAUUCGCCGGUAUCUGGGAAAGUCAUCGAGAAAAACAGUGCUUGUGAAGACUCCCCUGGACUGAUCAAUACUUCAUGUUACGGAGAAGGUUGGCUAUUCAAAAUCGAGCUCGCAAAGCCGGAGGAGACGAAGGAACUCAUGAGUGAGGAAAAAUAUCUGGAGUUCCUCGCCACACAGGAAUAAAAUCGUCGGAAUAUUUCUUCCGGCGUGAAUUUUAGCUGAACGUAGCUGUGAAACGGGUGGUUGUGCUUCGCUAUUAUUUGUAGCGUGCCAUUGCCGUGAAAAAUCUGCAAUGAAAAAUAUUGUGCAAUCUUUUCGCCGAGCUUCAGAGCAGAUCUUGUUGCUCGUGUGGAAUAUAUUUCUGUAACAUCUA
Notodromas monacha is the source of this 775-nucleotide messenger RNA. Lineage: Eukaryota; Metazoa; Arthropoda; Ostracoda; Podocopida; Cyprididae. The record is from the annotation of a GenBank genome assembly.